Molecule: messenger RNA, 1750 nt
Organism: Drosophila virilis
Lineage: Eukaryota; Metazoa; Arthropoda; Insecta; Diptera; Drosophilidae
Product: transmembrane protein 164
Source: RefSeq, a predicted model, not a curated record
AUUGAGUGCUCAGUUGUGAAAAGUUUGUUUGGCUUUAGAAGUGUCCGUGCUCUAGUUGUUUUUUUUUUUUUUUUUAGUAAAUUAUAGAAAUGUGCAAAAUUUAAAAUAUGUGAAAAAAAUGUGAAUACCUAAAGGAAGAGGAAGUCCUCUCUGCUGUUGAGCAGCGAAAGGGGAACCUGAGAAGGUCCUUGCUGUAUUUUGUGCGUGGUAUGAAUGUCGGCGCGUUUUUAUUUUGUGAAUAGAUUCUAGAUUAUUGGGGGCCCAAGACCCAUUUCCUUGGGUCUGCUGUGAUGGAGGUCCUCACUGUCUAUGCAUACCUGAUAAGGAGGUCCACUGAAAUGGACUUUACAGGAGCUGGAUCCGCUGAGAGGCCGGGAAUGAAUGCAGGAAAUACUGGAAUACUGAUUGAUGCAUUUUUCUAUAGCAGUGACGCCCAAAAAAAUUCCUUGAGGCGCUGUAAAGUGGAGGAAGUCGAGGCUUAAGGGUAAAAGGAACAGACUGUCAAAAUGGAGUGGGAUUGGGCUGUGGGCGGCAUUACGGAUGAGAUACCACGCACCACGGGACCCGAGUGCAUCAACUACAUGACCGAUCGACGCCGCUGGACCGAAACGGCGCUGCUCUCCGCCUUGUUCAUCUAUAUCAUGCACGGGAACUGGAAGCGUUUGGCGCCCAUACGAUUGCCGCCGGCACAUGAGAUACAGAAAUCGCACAGUCCGAUGCGACUAUUCCUGCUCAUCAGCAUGUCCUUUGUCUUUGGCAUUGAGAUGGGCUUCAAGCUGGCCGGAGGUUCGAUGAUAUUUGCUCUGAAUCCUUGCCAUGUGCAAACGUGUCUGCAGAUCUAUUUGCUGGCUGCCAAGCCCACAAAGACAACAACGGCCCUGUUUCGCAUACAGAUGAGCAAUUUGAAUGGACCAUUUCUGGCCUUUGUGUUUCCCGAGGUCGAGGGACGCACCUACCCGUUCGAGCAGGCCACCUAUUGGAUACAGCAUGCGCUGCUCUACAUCAUACCCAUUUACAUCUUGAGAAGUGGCGCCUACACAAUCGAGGACUUGGGCGACUUUAAGUGGGUCAAAAUCGGCACGGCCUUUAUGCUGUUCUAUCAUUUUUUGCUGCUCUCGCCACUAUCCAUCUUGACGGGCAUCAAUCUGGAUCAUAUGCUGUGCGCGGCCCUGUCGGAUCCGUUUCAGGGUCAAAACUACAGACUGUUCGCCUGUUGCCAUCAGGCGCUGCUCUGUCCGCUGCUCAGCAAAGGAACAGUUUUGCUGUUCGGCUCCGGGAAGAGCCGAUGCAAUGAGAAUGGCGUACACAAUAAUGUCGGUGGGGGUCGUGAGACGUAUACGCCACCGGGCUCGGAGCAUGUGCUGUAUCAUCAGCUGCCGCCACAGCAGGAGUAUGUUACAACGGAGACGAUGACGGGAGAGUAUACUAUGCCCACGACAAAGAUUGACUAGUAUAGCGCGAAUAUGGAGAACAGGCUAUGUCUAUGUCUAUUAUAACCGUCAAUUUAUUACACAAUUUGGUUGAGAUAGCCAAACUUAGGUUUGGUUUCUUGUAGAGCCCGUCAAAUUUUGUAGCUAGUUCCAUAGACCUGUUGCGAAUUAUAUAGUGUACAUAAUAUUCAAAAUAAGGCUAAAAAAGAUUUAUGCUCAUUGAGGUAAUACUUCAAACUAAUGAAACAGUUCGAAAAGGUUCUUGUUCAAUUAUAUGACUAUUUUACAUUUAAUUUUGGUGUAAAAUCAAAAGCAUACAA